AUGAUUUUUUCCCCCUGUAGAAAUCCUGCUGAGCCCUCGAACCAUGGGAAUAAUGUAUACGCCGCUAAAAGCGUCGGACGAUUAGAAAGAAUUUUAAGAUCAGAUAAUAUGAAUAUAUUUCAAGAAUAUGCAGGCUUACAAGGUCAAGUGCCUACUAACGUGAUGGAAGGUAUGACCAACGUUUCUGGGUUAAGCACCCCAUUAAACAUUCAAAUUAUACAGGAGCAACAAGAACAGUAUGAAGAACAGCUGGACGAGCUAAUUGAUAAAAUAACCGAUACGUGGAAUGACACAUUUAUAAAUAUGGUAGAAGAUUACAUCGAUUUCACAGAACGAAAUAAUAUUAUAGAUGGGGAAUGGAAAUGCCAAAUGUGGAAUCAAAGAUGGUACAGAUAUUUACAGUACUUAGUGGGUAGUUUGAACGAAGUUAUUGAGAAUGAUAACUACCCCUUGGAAACAAAGGAGUACAUUUCAGAUGAAUUCCUGCAUUGGGCUAACCAUGAUUUUAUAUGGUUUUUAAGUAUAGUUAAAGCAGAGUGGGAUAGAAGAGUGGAGCUGCGUGGACCCCCACAAGUACGAGCUUAA
Plasmodium vivax (malaria parasite P. vivax) is the source of this 585-nucleotide messenger RNA. RefSeq lists its product as hypothetical. The coding region runs from base 1 to 585 and encodes 194 amino acids. The transcript has a single exon. NCBI's taxonomy places the organism in Eukaryota, Apicomplexa, Aconoidasida, Haemosporida, Plasmodiidae. The record is from RefSeq and is a predicted model, not a curated record.